Messenger RNA from Symbiodinium sp. CCMP2592, 1437 nucleotides. Lineage: Eukaryota; Dinophyceae; Suessiales; Symbiodiniaceae. The record is from the annotation of a GenBank genome assembly.
AUGCCGACGACGAAGCGUGCGGGAUCGGCGUCGUUGAAACGACCGGCUGCUGCGAAGGCUAAGGUCAAGCCUGAGCGUCAGACACCUCGCCAAGAGAUAGAGGAGGAGACUCUGACGGGAGAGGCCUGGCAGUUCGACUAUUUUCUUGAACACUUGAUGGAGAAGUCAGGCCUUAAUUUCCCGUCAGACAAGCCACCCAAGCUGAUGGUGGCAAGUGGUUGCGACGGCACCGGCUUGCCACACUACGUCUUGAACAACCUCACACAAUGUCAGACACGAUGCAUUACUGGGUCAGAGAUAAAGACUCCGGCGGCGCUGUUCCUGCUGAAACAGCGUGGUCAGACAAUGCACUUCGACCACCUCUUGACCGACAUCGCGCACACCGUCAGAGGGAAGGGCCCAUGCUGGGUUCACAAUCGUUGCUGCACUUUGUCAGACGAGCAUCUCAAGAAUCUCGACCUCUUCGUGUCGGGUUUCAGCUGCAAGCUGAACAGUGCAGCGAACAGCAGGCGCUGGGAGUCAGACCCGAUCGACCUGGAGAAGCCCGAGUGUCAGACGUUCGUGCAGAGUGUUGAGUUUGUCAAGAAGUACUCGCCCAAGUUCUAUCUCUUCGAGAAUGUGUUGGGGGCCUGUAAGACUCGCGGAUCUGGUCAGACAGAGUCGCCCAAGGCUUGGUAUGAGCGUUACUUGUCAGACAACCUCCCUGAGUUUACGCACCAGAGCGUGAUUGUGGAUGCCUUGCCAAUGUCAGAGGCUCGCUCACGUUUGCUGCUGCUGGGUUCGUCAGUCCCCACUUUUUCUGCUUUGGGCUGGGCUAGUCAGACCACCGAGCUCAACGACAUCUGCAGCAAGUUCUUCCGCCAUGAUGCUGCUACAAACUUCUCUUGGUCAGAGAAGGGGCCGUCGACGUACUUGGUGAAUCUCAAGAACGAUGUCGACUACCAUCGCUGCUUCGCAGAAGCAUGUCAGAGUCUUGGUGUGGAGGAGAAAGCAGUCGCGGCAAAAAGAUUGCUGGAGUCAGACAAGCCAAAGCCGGUGGAACAGCGAGCCAGUCAGACUCUCAAGCACAUGGCGCCCUGGUACAGGGCACAAGCAGACGUGUAUGAGAUGAUGCUGGAAGGGGCAGGCAUCGGAAAGUCAGACCCCCUGGCAGACUUGAGUCAGACCGUGGACAGGGGACACUACAGGUCAGACGGUUGCUUGAACGUUUUGACGACGGGUGCAAUGUGGUACAACUUUGCCAAGAAGGGUUUCAUGACGAAGUCAGACUACAUGGUGGCACUGGGCUUUGGUAAGUCAGACAUGAAUGCCGACUGCUUGACCUUGUCAGAGCUUCGCGACUUGUGCGGCAAUGGCAUGAGGGCUCCAAUGCUGAUCAAGGCCUUUUUGCCGAUUUUGACCCAUUUGAAAUUCUUCCAGAAGGGUACGGCUGAGUAA